GGUUGGAACAGUUUGGUCAUUUCCGUUUUCUCUUUCGAAUAUCUUGCGAUAUUUAUUCCCACGUUGCAUAAGCUGUACUGGCGUUGCAUGCUGAGAUUUCUCAGGCUAGCGAGCAAUCCAUCUCUCUUUAACGUCAGAAGUGUUUCGACAGCAUCACGUCUUUGCCACGGGACGAUUUUACCAAGGAAAACUACCACACAGAAUUUCCCUGCGUUGACUAGAAUGUCUUCUACUGAGAAUGGUGCAACAAUUGGCCCUGAUGGUCAACCAUUAUCCAAAAGUGCAUUGAAGAAACUGGAAAAGGAAAAAGAGAAGGCAAGAAAAAAAGCAGAAAGGCAGGCCCAACAGGCUGAACAGGCUGAAGCAAAUGAAGCCGAGGACGUCUCUAAAGAUUGCUAUGGGAAUUUACCUUUGAAUCAAUCUCAUGAAAGGACAGAACGAGUUUGGACAAAGGUGAAAGAUCUCCUCCCAGAGAAAGCUGGUGAAAGAGUAUUAGUCCGUGGUCGUCUGCAUACAUCUAGGGGGACUGGAAAGCAAUGUUUUGUUAUUCUACGGGAGAGGCAAUUUACUGUUCAAGCCAUCUGUGCAGUCAGCGAGACUAUUAGUAGACAGAUGGUAAAAUUUACGGCAAAUGUCAGUAAAGAAUCGAUCGUCGAUGUAGAAGGGGUAGUUCAAAAACCCGACCAGAAAAUUCAGUCUUGUUCCCAAUCUGAUGUGGAAAUUGUUGUUGCUAAGGUGUUUUGUAUUAGUCAAGCAUUUCCAAGAUUGCCCCUUCAAAUCGAAGAUGCAUCUCGACCUGAGUCUGAAGAGGAAUCUGGACUGGCCACUGUUGGUCAAGACGUAAAGUUGGAUUAUCGAUAUAUUGAUUUGCGGACUACAACUAAUCAAGCUCUCUUCCGAAUUGAAGCUGGUGUUUGUCGAUUUUUCCGCGAUUACCUGACAUCUCAAGGCUUUGUCGAAAUUCACACGCCAAAAAUUAUCUCAGCCGCUAGCGAAGGAGGAGCCAACGUUUUCAAAGUUAGUUACUUCAAAGGAAGUGCCUAUCUGGCCCAGUCUCCGCAGCUGUACAAACAAAUUGCAAUUAGUGGUGACUUUGGCAAGGUUUUCACCAUCGGAGGAGUUUUUAGAGCUGAAGAUAGCAAUACCCACCGACAUUUAACAGAGUUUGUUGGUAUGGAUAUUGAGAUGGCCUUUUACGAGCAUUAUCACGAGGCUGUCAAAGUGAUUGGGGAGACAUUCAUUGCCAUUUUCAAAGGACUUCGUGACAAUUUCCAACAGGAGAUUGCAACAGUCCAAAAGCAAUAUCCAUCGGAACCGUUCAAGUUUCUCGAGCCUCCUUUAAUACUUGAGUUCAAAGAAGGUGUGAAAAUGCUCAGAGAAGCCGGUAUUGAAAUGGGGGAUGAGGAGGAUUUGAGUACUCCUAACGAAAAACUCCUUGGACGACUCGUGCGAGAAAAGUACGACACUGACUUCUAUAUUCUGGACAAGUAUCCUUUGGCCGUCCGCCCAUUUUACACCAUGCCUGAUCCGCAUAACAAGAUGUACAGUAAUUCUUACGAUAUGUUUAUGCGUGGUGAAGAGAUAUUGUCUGGUGCCCAGCGAGUGCAUGACCCUGAACUUCUCACGGAGCGAGCAAAACUUCAUGGUAUAGAACUGGAUAAAAUCAAGUCUUACAUUGAUUCCUUCCGUUAUGGAUGUCCUCCUCAUGCUGGUGGUGGCAUAGGUUUGGAACGGGUCGUCAUGCUUUACCUCAAUCUGGGUAAUGUACGCAAAUCUUCCAUGUUCCCACGUGACCCGAAGCGAAUCACUCCUUGAACGUUGUUGAAGUUGAGACAAAUAUUAAAAGCUUUUAUCGACGAUAAUUAUUUAUCUCUUGUCCCCUAAUAUUUUUGUCACGAAAAAUCCUUGCCAUAACUCAUUGGCAUGCAAACAUAUGAUCACGUAACCUAUUUUAAUUAAAUUUCACAAUGCACUUAGCUGUAAUAAUUCUUAUAUGCUGUAAAAGUUUCGAGCAAUGUUUAAAUUCAAGGCUGUUCAUAUGAUCACAUCUUAAGAGGAUUAAUUUCUCGCAGUUCUACUUUUUUUCUGUUGGAAGAAGUUACCAGCAAUGAUUUUGCAACAUUGUGUAAAUUUACAAGAUGUGUGAAACCGAAUUCUGAGGAAAAAGUCUAACAUUGGCCUCUAAACUGCAGAUAAAAAUUAUCGACCUUGGCCCAGUUGUAUAAAAGGCUAGUUAACUUCUAAUUGUAGUUAAGGACAGAA
Molecule: messenger RNA, 2262 nt
Organism: Dendronephthya gigantea
Lineage: Eukaryota; Metazoa; Cnidaria; Anthozoa; Malacalcyonacea; Nephtheidae
Product: aspartate--tRNA ligase, cytoplasmic-like
Exons: 20
Coding region: 88-1815 (575 amino acids)
Biological process (GO): aspartyl-tRNA aminoacylation
Cellular component (GO): cytoplasm; cytosol; aminoacyl-tRNA synthetase multienzyme complex
Molecular function (GO): aspartate-tRNA ligase activity; ATP binding; RNA binding
Source: RefSeq, a predicted model, not a curated record